This is a messenger RNA of Hyposmocoma kahamanoa, 630 nucleotides long. RefSeq lists its product as uncharacterized. NCBI's taxonomy places the organism in Eukaryota, Metazoa, Arthropoda, Insecta, Lepidoptera, Cosmopterigidae. Bases 52 to 630 code for a protein of 192 amino acids. The record is from RefSeq and is a predicted model, not a curated record. The transcript is spliced from 3 exons.
ACCAGCUCAGACUGUGAUAAAGUAGUCCAAGAAUCCACCUUGUACGCUGUUAUGUGCUACUCCGGAUCGGCUACCAUCCUCACAACCGCAAUCUCCUUCGUCGUAGGGUACAUUGGGAAGAAAAAAUUAACACUCAUGAUAUUCGCUAUGUCUACUUCAGCUGGAAUUGUUCUGCUACUUAUCAAAAUUCCACUUUUAAGCAUCCUCAUCUUCAUUAUUUUCCUUUACAUUUCUUUUAUUUUGGGAAAUAUGAAUACUUACUUGGUGGAAUUGAAUCCUACACAUUUAAGAGGCAUGGCGACUUGCUUAUCUGUGGUCGUAGCACGCGGCUUCGGUUUCAUCAGCGUGCAGAUAAUCGCCGAGCUACUAGCCGAGCACUGCCAGCUCAUGGUCACUGGAAACGUUAUACUUUUGUUUUCGGGCUUAGUCGUUUCGUGUUUCUUGCCGUCUGACCAAAGUAAGUCUAAUAAACAAACCCAUCUUCCGAGUGCUGACCUGCCAGACCAGCUAAGCGAAACGCCUCAAGAUCUAAAUUCAAUUAGGAGUACAACAUCUAGUGCUCUAGAAUCGAGCUUAUAUAUUGUAAAUGUAAAUUAUGAUAAACCCAGUGUUCUUGUAAUAAAAGCUUAA